UUCUGCAAAAGCAAAAAGCAACGGAAUUUCGAGCCAUUUUAGUUCUUUCGUGGAAUUGAGCGAGUGCGGUUGAUUGAAGCGCCAACAAAACGUGUAAAUUUUCAGUGGAGAAAAUUUUUUUGGUCACAAAAGUUGUGAAGCAACAAUUAGUGGGAAAGAAUAUAGACAAAUUCAAGCCGGAUAAUCAUAAUUUAAGUGUUUAAUAUUCAUAGUGAAGUGCUUAUAUACGGCGUACAUUAGUGUAUUAACUGUAAAUGAAAAGGAAAGUUGCUUGAGUGCAAGGGGAACUGAAUAAAUUGAUUUUUGCUUUUCCCCCGUUAUUUGAUCGUGUGAAAAAGUGUAGUGUGUGUGUAUGUGGUUUGCGCAAGAAUUUCUUUGCAUUGCAAUUUGUUUAAUUACUUCUAAUUCAAUUGGUGCUUAUUCCAUUUACUAAACCGGCUAAAUUGGUUUUGAUUGCGCUUUAGUAGCGGCGUUUCCCACAACAUUUUGUGUAUUAUCUUCACCGAUGGCCAGUCAGCAGUGCAAUAUGGAUUCAGUGAGUGCAAAUUUCGAGGAGUUGCAGCAGAACGAAAUCACCGCUAUUCCACAGUACGGUCUCAAGUUGAAGUUUGAUCAUGUGUGGCCGGAGAAACGCAAUCAGAAUUUCAGACCGUCGUUGAGGCAAACGCUGCCACUGGUGCCGUUAGCGUGCAGAUAUUCCGCCUACUAUUGGAAGGUGUCGCGCGAGAAUCGCCGCUGCUACAUGGACUAUUAUUACACGGAGAAUAGCAAGCAAAUUUAUGGUGUACCCUUGGGCGGUAUUGGUGGUGGUACCAUAGGACGUGGCUUCGCGGGCGAAUUUUGUCGCUUUCAAAUGCGUCCCGGCAUGUAUGAGUACAAUGUGGUGCAGGCGAAUCAGUUCAUCGUGACAAUCAAAGACGCCAAGAAUUGCACGAUAUUUCAGAGUUUACUCUCGAAACUCAGUCCCACUGACAGCGCCAACUCUCAAUGUACUAUGCCCAAUUGCAGCAGUCGCUCCAAGCAGCCCUUAAACGCGUGGCACUCGAAUAUCGACGACUCGAAAUGCUCGUAUACGGGUCUGUAUCCGCGCGCCUGGACUGAAUAUGAUCUGACUGCGUACGGCGUGCGACUGAUUUGUCGUCAAAUUUCACCGGUCAUACCGCACGACUACAAGGAUUCGUGUCUACCUUGCGCCGUCUUCGUGUGGUCUGUGGAGAAUGUUUGCGCGGAGGAGCGUAAGGUCUCCAUAACGUUCACCUUCAAGAAUGGCACUGGCACCAAGAAGCAGGACGCCGAGGGCGGCGCUGAGGCGAUACUCAUCACAGAGGGCAAUGUGAAGGGUGUCGGCAUACGACAGAAGAUCGCUGGCAUGCCAUGCGCAUACAAUUUGGGUUGUCGUGUUUUGCCCGAAAUCAGUAUUACACGCUGCACGCAGUUCGAUCCGUACGGCACGGGAGAGCAACUAUGGUCCGAGUUGAAGGAGAAUGGGCAGCUGAGUGAGAAGCAUUGCGAUGAGGUGUUGAAAACUAAGGAUCUCGGUGUUGCUUUAUGCGCACAGGUGGCUGUCAAACCAAACUCUAGUCAUGAUUUAGAAUUCGUAUUAGCCUGGGAUAUGCCACAUAUACAUUUUCCCAAGAAACUCAAGUCUUACACACGUUACUACACCAAAUAUUUCGAUGCUUCCGGUGAAGCUGGUCCCAAGAUAUGCGAGUAUGCAUUGAAACACUACAGCAGUUGGGAGAAAUUGAUUGAUGCCUGGCAGCGUCCGAUACUCAAUGAUGAUGGCCUACCAGAUUGGUAUAAAAGCGCAAUCUUCAAUCAGCUCUACUUCAUAUCGGAUGGUGGCACAAUUUGGUUGACUUGUAAUUCAUCAUUCGGCAAGGAGUUGAACUAUGAUGAUCCAAGAUUAGCUUACGGUCGCUUUGGUUACUUGGAGGGUCACGAAUACCGCAUGUACAAUACAUACGAUGUACAUUUCUAUGCCUCAUCGGCACUCUCGCACCUCUGGCCCAAUUUGCAGGUUAGUCUGCAGUAUGAUAUACGCGAUGCCAUCGAUGUGGACUUACCCGAUACGCGUAAAAUGCUUUACGAUGGCAAGAUUCUGCCGCGUCACAUUAAGAAUUGUGUGCCACACGAUCUCGGCGAUCCCGAUGAGGAGCCAUUCACGCUCAUCAAUUGCUACAACAUACACGACGUGAAUCAUUGGAAAGAUUUGAAUACGAAAUUUGUAUUGCAAGUCUAUCGCGACUACUAUGUGUUGAACGAGUUGGCACAGGCACAAGCGGACAAUGCGAGUAAAUUCAGUUCGAUUGAGUUUAUCGAUAAGGAUAGUUUGUAUGAAAUGUAUACGCAGGAUAAUAAGCGUAAGAAUUCGGCGGAUGAGAAGCAGCAAAAUCGCAAAUCGGCUUCUUUGUACAUCAAUGAAACUAACGGUAAAGUUUAUCUAAUGGACGCCAUGGCUUAUCUGAAAGCAAUGUAUCCCGCAUGCAAAGCGAUUAUGGAGCGCACCAUUGAAUAUGACAAGGACAACGAUGGACUAAUUGAGAACACGAAAAUGCCCGAUCAGACGUACGACACUUGGGUAAUGGACGGACCAAGCGCCUAUUGUGCUGGCUUGUGGCUUGCUGCCCUGCAAACGAUGUCCGUUAUGGCUACACUGCUGGAUCAGCCGAACGACUGCUUACGCUUUCAGGACAUUUUGGAGCGCGGCAAGCAUUCAUUGGAGGAGAAAUUAUGGAAUGGUAGCUACUACCGGUUCGAUAUGCAUCACAAGGACACGGUGAUGGCCGAUCAAUUGUGUGGACAUUGGUAUCUGAAAACGUGCGGUUUCGAUUAUGAGAUUUAUCCGAAGGAGAAUGUACGCAAAGCCUUAAAGCAAGUCUACCAACACAAUGUUAUGGGUUUCAAUGGGGGCAAUAUGGGCGCUGUUAACGGUUUCAUUGUAAAUGCGGAUCCUGAAAAGCCAGGACACGUGGACUAUACAACACUACAGAGUGAAGAAGUAUGGCCGGGUGUGACAUUCGCUUUAGCCGCCACCAUGAUACAAGAGGGCAUGUUUGAGGAGGGCUUCCAAACUGCCGGUGGCCUCUACAAGACACUCAGCGAACGGAUUGGCAUGAAUUUCGAAACGCCCGAAGCACUAUACACCGAAAAGCAUUACCGUUCAAUCGGUUAUAUGCGACCGCUAAGCAUUUGGUCCAUGCAAGUGGCCUGGGAGCGAAGAAAAGCGCUACGUGAUUAAGACGACCAAUUGACGAAAGGAUUUCAUUAAUGAUUAACGCAAGCGUAGAAGAAGAAAAUAUUUAGCUGGUUUUUUAUAAUUUGAGCAUAUGUAUAUGAUGAAGUAUACUAUAAUACUCUCUGCAUGAUGUUGCAUUGAAAGCGCAAGAAAAUUAACGUUAAUUUGCAAUUAAUUAUUUAUUAAUUAAUGGCAUUAAGCUUAGAAGGAAAAGUACAAGUUGUUAAGCUUAUUGUAAUGUGUUUUCCAUAAAAGUGAAGACACGACUUUUUAACACAAUUUUAAUUUACUAUUUACUAGAAAGAGAACACAAACUGUAUUUAUUUAAAAAUAUAUUGGCUAGAACACGCUUAAAGUACCAAAGAUUGACAGGGGUAGUGCGGGUGGGACAUAAAUAAAAAAUGUUUAAUGUAAAACAACAAGCACAAGAUUUGUUAUUUAUAUAAAGAUAAAUGAGAAAAAAAAUAAAUAAAAGUGAUGACAGUUUCAUUAGCUAUACGAAAGUACAAAGUGUACGGAACUAAAGGAAUU
Zeugodacus cucurbitae (melon fly) is the source of this 3769-nucleotide messenger RNA. RefSeq names its product non-lysosomal glucosylceramidase. Gene Ontology annotation, molecular function: glucosylceramidase activity; beta-glucosidase activity. The transcript has 11 exons. Gene Ontology annotation, cellular component: membrane. Gene Ontology annotation, biological process: glucosylceramide catabolic process; carbohydrate metabolic process. The coding region runs from base 506 to 3241 and encodes 911 amino acids. Lineage: Eukaryota; Metazoa; Arthropoda; Insecta; Diptera; Tephritidae. The record is from RefSeq and is a predicted model, not a curated record.